This is a messenger RNA of Cladophialophora yegresii CBS 114405, 1245 nucleotides long. RefSeq lists its product as uncharacterized. The coding region runs from base 1 to 1245 and encodes 414 amino acids. Lineage: Eukaryota; Fungi; Ascomycota; Eurotiomycetes; Chaetothyriales; Herpotrichiellaceae. The transcript has a single exon. The record is from RefSeq and is a predicted model, not a curated record. Gene Ontology annotation, molecular function: nucleotide binding.
AUGAGGAGCUCUUUAGCCACGGGUUGGAUAGCCCAGACAUUUGUGAAAGAUAUCCUCAUUGACCCCGCUACGCGAGGAGUCACCGACAUUCGCCAUGUUGUGACGGCGGUAGCUUCAUCUUCUUCCGUCUCGUCGGCAGAAAAGUUCGUUGCCAACUUCGUCUCCCCUUCUCAAUCCACCAAAUCUGCCGCCUACGGCUCCUACGAAGAGCUGGUGAAAGACUCCAGCGUCGACAUCAUCUAUAUCGGGUCUCCACACUCUCAUCACUACCAAAAUGCUAUGCUGUGCCUCAGCCACAAUAAGCCUGUGCUUUGCGAAAAGGCUCUCACAGUCAAUGCCGCACAGGCAAAGAACCUGUACAAGACUGCGAAGGAGAAGAAUCUGUUCUUCAUGGAGGCCGUAUGGACGAGAUACUUCCCUCUCAGCAAAGCGAUCAGGAAACAUAUAUCAGACAAUGACCUCGGUGAAGUGAUUCGCGUCACCUCCGACUUGAGCAUCGGCGCCAUACCCGAGAACGAUUUUGAUCUCGGCCAUCGCAUGGUAAACCUCGAUCUGGCCGGCGGCGCACUCCUAGACCUGGGGAUCUACAGCUUGACCUGGGUGUUUCAGACGAUAUACCAUACACUAUCGGCAGAGCUGCAACAGCAAUCACGUCCAAGGGUGGUUGGUGCAACAAUGACACCCGAACCACGGACCGGUGCUGAUGAGUCAACACUAAUGCUCCUCGAAUUCCCCAAGUCCACUCCCACGGGCAAAACGAAAACACACGCUGUCGCCACCACCGCCUUUCGCGUCAGCGAUGACCCUGCGCGCAAUCACGAGGGAAAAGGAGAUAUAGAGACACCUGCUGUACGCAUCCAGGGCGAGAAGGGGGAAAUACAAGUAUAUGGCCCCAUCUACCGGCCGACGAGAUAUAGAUUGGUGCCCAAGGAUAAAGGAUCGGAUAUUCUGGAUAAGCGUUUUGAGUUUGAAGGUGGUGCACAUGGCAUGAUGGUGCGUACCACAGCCCCAUUCCUCAUUCGAAUCCUGUCGCCGAGUCAGCCACUGAUGUUUAUGCAGUACGAAGCCGACGAAGCCGCUCACUGCCUGGUCGCAGGCAAGCUGGAGUCCGAGGGCCUACCAUGGGCAGAGUCGACACUGAUCAUGGAAAUUAUGGACGAAGUCAGAAAGCAAGGCGGGCUCGUCUACCCAGACGCGAUUGAGAGCACGGACUACCCCGUCAAGCUAACUGCGAAAGCGUCGUAG